AUGGAUGGUCGGACACAGUUUCGCGACCGCGAAAGGUCGUACGCCUCUCCCACUCACAUUCGCACGGCUUCAAGAUCAAGUACAAGUACUAGCGCAACCCGAAGAACACCCCAAAGUCCCAGCAGCUCCAGUUCGCACUUCGUAUCCUCUCCCCGACCUUCGAGUGGCCACCCUUCCCACAGGUUUCACCACACCUCCUGCGCACAGUCUACCACAACCUCACGACCGGCGUCAGUAGUAUCGAGAGAUAGAGGCUCCGAAUCUGGAAGGCAAAGCGCGGCAUCGAGUUACCUACAAGAGAAGCUUCAGAAAAGAAGGGAAGAGGCUGAUAGAUUGGCAACCAUACGAUCGGUACAUGACAUGAAUGCUUUAAGCGAACAUCCUCCGAGAAACCAUACAUCGCCCAGCAGAGGUAGCACUACAGACGGUCACCGGCCAAGGUCCGGCGGAGGCAGCAGCGAAUCUCCCAAGAAGAAGGGUAUGGGGUUGAAAGAAAUGGAAGCUACAGUCUCCACGUUACAUAAACAAAAUUUUGACCUGAAGCUUGAACUCUUUCAUCGACGAGAGAGGCAAACUGCUCUUGAAGACCAGCUUGAAGCUCUUGAGGCGGAGAAGGCACAAGCAGAUGACGUGAACGACAAGCUCUUGGACGAAUUAGAAAAGAGAGACAAAGCUUUGCAGGAAGCGGUCCAGAUGAUCGUUUCUCUUGAGGCCCGGGUCGAAACGUUGCUCAGAGAGCGAGAGAUGGUCCGGCAAGUCGAUGCCGCCGGUUACAUGCCGUCGACUGAGCUCGGCGCCAGGCUCAAUGGGCCCACGGCAAAGCCUCGGAUGGCUGACUUGAACCAGCUUGAGGAGGACGCCAAGACACUUAAUCGUAUGCCAAGCUUUGUGUCAGAGCACAAUGAGAAGACAGAUAACCUGCGAAAGGUUUAUCUCAAUUCUCGCGGCAGCCUUCUCAGCUUACCCAGAGCUGCAAUGCAAGGCAUGGAUGAGACGGAUGGCCGACGGGUCAACAGCCUGACUAGCCCGAGUCUCAGCAUUCUCAGUGAAAGCUCCUUUCUAAGUGUAUACGGGGAGAGGGAGGACCAGGGCCAGACCAUGGUUGCGGAUGCAGACGAACCACCCCACCUAGACGGCUUGUCAAACCAUUCACAACCCCGAAGACCUUCUUAUGACAGCCAACAUUCCAGGUUACGGAAAUCCGCGACGACAGCCCUGGAAAAUCCAAACAGACAGAGUCGGUCUAGUUCUAUCAAUCGGGUGCCGGGUCCGGGCCAGUUCCAGUCUAUCUAUGAUAUCAUCGACCACAACUCACCACUCCAACAGCUAGCAAGGCUUGAUCGUGUCUUUUUGGAAAAUUCACCGAUGCAGGAGCGCUUCUCAGUUGCCAACACAGGCCAAACACAAAAGUAUGUCAAGGACAUUAAGCGUGAGAGACUAGCCCGAGUUACGACAGAUGCACCUCCCAACAGACCGAACGACCAGGUUCUUCCUCCGACGCCUGAUACAAUCUCGACAUCAACUCUUCGAAGGUUCAAAAACUCGGACGACACACUCUCUCGUCAACGAGAUGUCUCGGGGCAGAGUAGCUAUCCCUCUAUUUCAGAAGACACAUCAACAGGCGAGGGGGCAGAACACAACGGAGGUGCACCUGUUUUGCAACGAGCUUUGAUAUCCGCUUUUGGCAAAGAGCCCACCAAGAAUACCCUUGGCGCGUGGCCAUCGUCAAAUUAUCGCCCUAGAUCAGCAGACGAGAGCACCAUAUCGCAUCGCAAGGGAGCUGAUUGGGAAUCUGAUGUCGAUUCUGUUCACUCUCUCGACUCUAGCCUUGACAUUUGGCUUCAACAAGGCAAAGAGUCAAAGGGACCUGGAAAUGACAGAAGCGAAUCCCCAGAUCUCUUCAACUUCCCUCCCUUGGGCGGAGGAUGGCCUCCCCAGACCGACAUCAGAUCCAUAGGCGGCCCAUUCAACGUCUCUGGACUUUUCCAGGAACCGGGCAAUCAUGUUAAGGAUUUGAUGUCAGCCCAAGAAGCUCUGUUCCCAGACACAAACCAGGCCCCUCCGCCGCCUAACAGGAGGUCAAGUUUGGGUGCCCAGACCAAAUCGCCGUCCAGGCCUCCGCCAGUCAAUGGGAAACUGCGCAAAUCGCCUUCCCGCAGCGGCUCCAGGCGCAACAGCGUGGACGUGCAGAUGCUUCAAUUAGCGGAGCCGGCCUCUCGCACCUCUCAGCAGCCAGAGCCGAAGUCUGAGUCGCGGCCAAAGGACGGCCACUACCCCCCUUCGUCUGUAGCAGCUCCGCGGGGGCGUAGGUUGAACUUCUUCCGGCGGUCCAUCGGCGGCGGCUCGACGGUGCCUUUGCCGGAACCAACUCCUGUGGCCGCCGAUGAAGCCGCUGCAGCGACAAAAACCGGCCCAAUGGGUAUGCCAUCGUGGGUGCAGCGAAGCAAUUUGGCGGACGAUGACAGGGCUAGUGCAACACCGCCCCCUGUUAUGAGGAACUCCAGAUUCGGCCGCGCUGCUAGUGUCGAUGAGGGGGCUCCCAUCGAUGACCGGCCUCCUAUGACCCCGACAACACCCGUGGCACGACGUGCUACCCUCACUCCCGUCGGUAGAGACGCAGCUUCUGCCGAGGCGACCCCUACGGCCCAUAGUGCAGGCGGCGGAGCGUCGCUAAAUAAGCGGAAGUGGCUCCCAGGGUUUGGGCGGGCGAGCAGCCUGAGGAACCGUGGUGGCUGA
Messenger RNA from Colletotrichum truncatum, 2736 nucleotides. RefSeq lists its product as uncharacterized. Lineage: Eukaryota; Fungi; Ascomycota; Sordariomycetes; Glomerellales; Glomerellaceae. Gene Ontology annotation, cellular component: microtubule organizing center. The record is from RefSeq and is a predicted model, not a curated record.